CAGCUGUGACUCUGUGCUUUUCCGCUGUUUGCCCAGCCAAGUGCGGCAGACGCAGACGUCUCUCAACGUUUCGCUGCACCUUCUAAAUGGGCUUUCCGUAGUUUUCGCACCUUGCGAAACACAUUUCUGCGAUCCAUGUGAAAAUCGACAUUUACUAUCAGCUUAAUUGCUCUGGAUAACUUAUUGGAUAUCAUCCUGAUUUUGGAUUAUAAAUACUAAUACGACAUGUUGAGCAUUGAAAAUGCAAUGAUUGCCUUUCUUCUGGCGACGACACUUUGCUGUGGAUCCGGACUCGCGCAGGCCCAGUUGCUCGACGAGGACGACGACCUGGCCUUCGGCAGACCAUGGCCCACCUACAGUCUGCAGAACAUGCCGAAGACGCAGUUCACCUGCCACGACAAGAUCCUCGGAGGCUACUACGCCGAUCCUGAGACGCAGUGCCAGAUGUUCCACGUCUGCGUCAAGCUGCCCGGAGUGGGGCUCCUUCAUCGAAGAGCUAAUCCGUUUGUCCCGCAGGUGCAGGACUACCGCUUCCUCUGUCCCAACACGACGGCCUUCGACCAGGAGCUGCAGAUCUGCGCCAACUGGCUGGACGUCGACUGCGACAAGGCCACUUCGUUCUACGACAACGGAAACCUAAACGAUCUGUAUCGCGGCGGGUAUGACAGCAAAUCCGCCCACGAGGAGGAGGCCACCUUCCACCUUCAACGCGCCGAAUCGGGUGAUGUACGCCGCUCUAAGGAGAACCACAACCACAACAAUAACAUCAACAAUAACAAUAACAAUCGCGGCGGGGAGCAGAAGCCACGAACUCGUCACAAUUACGCGCAGACAGGUGGCAGCUCCAUCUCCAGUUCCAGUUCCAGCUCGAGUCCCAAUUUGGAGAUCACGCAACCCACCAAGCGACCCAUUUCCACCUAUUACACGCCGACCACUUCGACCAGCACCACCACAACAUCGACCACAUCCACGACGGAACGCAGCUAUUACAGCAACAAUUACAGCAACAAUGACGACUCGAAGCAAGACAUAGAUGAUAUCUUCAAGGGUUCCCACAGCUCGCACUUCUUCUCCAAUCGCCACGGGGGUCGGGAAUACGACGAGGAGCCCGCACGGCCCAAGCCCAAUGACUUUUCGGAUUACCAGCGCAAGACCACAAGGGUCACGCCCACCAGAGGAGCAGGAGGAGCUGGUCAGCGAUCCACUUCCGGUCCGAGUAGUCCCAUUACACCCAGCACUGCUGCUCCCAGCACCAGCACCACCAAGUCCCUCAAGAAGAUCACCCUGCAUGCCACCUUCAACACGGACUUCCUGGCCAGCUCGCCGCACACCAAGAGUCCCUCCUACAGCGCAGUGACCACUCCACGUCCCAGCAGCAGCAUCACCAGUCGGUUUAGCUUCGGCUCCAGUGACUUCCCCACCCAGGAGAGGAUUCAGCCCACCACCUACAACCCCAACAGUGGAGCCUAUCGCUUCAAGACCACCUCGCCACCAGCCAGUUCCACCAAGGUGACGGGCAAGGGAGUCCAAGAUUUCGAGAAGCGCAGCAAACCCACAACGGCGGCGGUGAGGAAACAGAAGCUGGGUCCCCAGGAAUCGAACUACAUCAAUCAGAACGAGUUUGUGGAUCUGACAAAGGCACAUAAACCCCAGCAGCCGCAACCCUUCCAGGUGCAGGGGCAGGUGCAGAAUAAGCCCAACCAACUGGAACCGCACUACCAGCGACACAAGCCGCAGGUGACCCGAGUGGGUGGCCAGGAGCCAGCUCCCUUCUCAGCGCCCAGCUCGAAGCCGCGAUCCUUCACCAGCCGGGGCAGCAUCACCUACAAGGCCACCACCGAGCGUUAUGUGGACCAGGAGCUGUACUAUCCCACCACCAGUGGCACGACGGCAACGAGCAGGUUGAGGGAGGCCUACACACCCACCACCUUCCGACCCACCACCUACAAGAAGCCCUAUGAGCAGCCCAGCUAUCAGACGCAGCUGACCCACCGACCCACCCAGCCGGUAGCCACCAAGAAGGCAGCCACCUCGGCACCGCCAACCACUUCAGCCAAUCCGCAAUCCACCGUGGACGAGGACGAUGGGCAGUACCACCCGGAGCUGUACGAGAACGAUUUCCCGCGCAAUCGCAUCCGUUUCCUGCGCAACCGAGCCACCAGUUCGACCACCUCGACCACAAGUGCGCCGGUGGUGUCCAGCCGGCAGCCACAUGGCUUCCAGCAGGCCCACAGUCACCUGAAGAGCCAGCAGCAGUCCAUCUACCAGAAGGAGAGGGAAAGGGAGAGGGAAUCCGAUCUCAGCGACGAGGAGGAGCUCUUCAAGACCGCCCAGUCGCUGAACUUUGGGGCGGCCAGCAUCAACAAAUUAAGGGCGGAUAUCUACAAGGCGGAGAAGACCUCGCAGCAGUACAACUCGCAGUACAGUCCGCAGCUGGUGGCAUCUAGUCCGCAGGCCAGCAGCACCACUAGCUCCACCUCGACUAGCAGCACCACCACCACGACGACCACCAGACGACCAACGACCACAGCCAGAAGCACAACCACCAUUACCACCAGUGCACCCGUGGCGGCCAAGAAGUCGGUGAAGAGCAAAAAGGAGCAGCAGCAGCUGGAGAAGAAGGAUCGACCAGCGGGCAAGAGGCCUCCGCACGCUGACGAGGACACCAGCUACGAUUAUGCCUACUACGAUACGGACUGAGCGGCUAUCCUAACUAACUACUUGCAUUACCACCCGACAGAACCCCACAGCCCAGAACAUGCCCCCAAAAUAGGUGCCACAGUAUUUUAAAGACAGCUUCCGUACUCCCCAACCAUGCUCAUCAGAUUCCAAACA
Messenger RNA from Drosophila takahashii, 2835 nucleotides. RefSeq lists its product as uncharacterized. Lineage: Eukaryota; Metazoa; Arthropoda; Insecta; Diptera; Drosophilidae. Gene Ontology annotation, cellular component: extracellular region. Gene Ontology annotation, molecular function: chitin binding. The record is from RefSeq and is a predicted model, not a curated record.